CAAUUCAUCAGCUUCAUCGGUGGGUGCCAGCGUUGGCGCUACCAUUACCUCCACCUCGGGCAUCGGCUCCUCAGCGCCCACCACUACACAUACAAAUGGUGGUGGCAGCAGUAGCGGUGCUGGCGGGCUUGGUCUUACUUCCUCCAAUUGCUCUGCAACGAAAACGCGUUCGUACGAUCUGUAUAGCGCCGAGUGGGAUGUCUAUCGAGAGAAGCGAAAGCAACGCAACUUUGGCAGCAUGGCCGCAGCACAAGUGGUCUGCCUGUGUCCGUUGAUGAUUUUACGUUUCGCACGACUCUCCAUGGAGGAGACCUACGAGAAUCAGAAACACUUUGACUUCACCUACUUGAUGUUUGUGUGGAUAGCUUUUCUGCCAACCGUUAUAUUUCCAUGCAUUUAUGCCUCGCAAAUAUUACCCAGGGAUGAGCAAGAACGUAUACGCGGCUAUUUUCGUCUUUCCACCAAGCGUUUCCACAAGUCGCGCAGCUGCGUUAGUCACGGCGGCAGUGGCCAUACGCCCAGUUCCAGGGAGGAUUCCAUUGAGAAGGAUGACAACACAAAUACCACAGCAGCUACUUCGAUCCUGGUGAAUGGUGAAGAGUACUUGAACGGGGGUGGCAGUAUUACCGGUACAGCGCUGGUAACGCGACACGAACUCAACAGGGCGGCCAAGUUUCAGCAACAACAGCAGCAGCAUCACCAUAACAGCCGACAGCCUGGCAGAGACACCAUGAAUGGCGGUGCGGCAGGUCAGCAUGGCCAUGGUAGGCAAGCUUUGGCGAAGGAUGUGCGUGUGAAGAAGAAUGAUGUGAAGAUUAAGAUAAUAUCGGAUGGCGGAAAAGGCAAUAAGUCAGCGUUGGCAGGCGUCGGCAGUGCUGGUGGCCAGCUGCAGGCGCGUCAAACGCCGAAGGGCAGCAGUGUAAGCAGCGGCAGUCGACGCGAGAGUGUUGGCGGUGGCGGUAGCGGAGGAGGAGGAGGAGGAAGCGCUGGUGAGCGCAAAUUGACACUUGGUUCAUUGGAUAAUUCCUGCUCGAAUAUGACCUCCUCGACGUACUGCAAUGGCGCCAGUAGUUUGCUCGAGGAUGAUGGCGGUGCAAGUAACUUUGGCGAUGGCGAAGAUUCCUCCAUAGUGAGUGGCAUGAUUGUGCCCAGCGGCAGCGGUCAGAGUGCGGUCAACUAUACGCAACACAAGAAGUGGAGCCUCAGUGGUCAGCCUUUGUUGCGCAAUAAGGAUUUAUCAUUCAGUGAUUGCAGUAGUUUCUCGCACAUGGACACGGCUAGUACGCUCGAGCGCGAUUUGGAGAUAAUCGAUAUGUUGGAACGCGAGCGCAGCAUGAACAUACAGGAGAUGAUUGAGCGUGAGCAAAAUGGCGAAACAGUGCGCAUGACGGUGGGUGAACGUCGCAAACUGCCCGAUAUCGAUAAGAUUUAUCAGCGUUCGCCAAAACCCCAACUAGAUCCGUACAGUUACGACGUAUCCUCACAAGUCACGCCGACACCCUCAACGGCGACAGCAAAAGAUAGCACACCCAACUCGCUGCUGUGUAGUGACCCGCUACAAUCAAGUAGUGGUGGUAGUAGCACAACAGAAGCCUACAGUGUUGCAUCCACGCUCAGCGGCGAGGAACGUGCAGCGCAUGGACUGCCUCGCGACGACGAAGGUGAGAGCGGCAUCGAUGUGGACGAAGAAGUGCCGUCCGAUUUCUUCGACAAGUUUACACCGGGUGCUGGAAACGCUGUGCCUCAUGCGGGCAGCGGCGUUGCAGCAUCUAACACGCCCACUUCCGCCUACCAGUAUCAGUACUCGCGUCGACUUAGCCGCAAAUCAUCGCACCACAGCCAGAACUCAAAUUCGCAUCGCAACUCGAAGCGAGAUAGCUUCAAUUCGCUAAAUAGCAGCGAUCUUAUUGCGGGUGCGUUCGGUGAAUUGGAUCCCACGCAACCGUUAUCAAAAAUGUCUGUGGUUGAGGGCCGAAUGCGACGCAGUAGUGGACGUACGUCUAGCUUCUCUUCAUCUUCGGCGCGUAGUUCAAUGAAAUCGCGUGACUAUAGUCACGGUUCGUCGCAUUCGGCACAUCCAGAGUUGGAUUUUAGGGAGAAUAUUUUCGCCGAACUGUAAGGAGAUGAGAGUGCGAAGACUCGAGUGUAGGUACCUCAUUUUCAGGUGUCUAUGAAACAGGUUAACGCGUGCAACGAAAGAAGGUUUGGAAUAAGCUUUAGCUUUUAAAUGUGAACAUUUAAAGAAAUCUUAAUAUACAUACAACGUAUACAAGUACUACAUACAAAGGAAGUCCUGUUAGAGCAGUUUUAGUAAUGUAGGUAAGUGUAAUUUUUAAAUAGAAUUUAAUGCAGGAAAUAAGAGAGGAGCAUGAGAAGGAACAUUGUGAAUAAACGUGAAAGAUCUGGUUAUAUUAAAACACAGAUUAGGUCUUAAACUCGGUAGAAGUGGUAAACAUAUGUAAAUGAGAAACUUGAAAGUAACAUCCUUCCCUUUCAAAAGGAG
Rhagoletis zephyria (snowberry fruit fly) is the source of this 2503-nucleotide messenger RNA. RefSeq lists its product as uncharacterized. Lineage: Eukaryota; Metazoa; Arthropoda; Insecta; Diptera; Tephritidae. Gene Ontology annotation, molecular function: neuropeptide receptor activity. The record is from RefSeq and is a predicted model, not a curated record. Gene Ontology annotation, cellular component: plasma membrane. Gene Ontology annotation, biological process: neuropeptide signaling pathway.